This is a messenger RNA of Octopus sinensis (East Asian common octopus), 936 nucleotides long. Its product is annotated as Na(+)/H(+) exchange regulatory cofactor NHE-RF3-like. Lineage: Eukaryota; Metazoa; Mollusca; Cephalopoda; Octopoda; Octopodidae. Gene Ontology annotation, cellular component: apical plasma membrane. Gene Ontology annotation, biological process: protein localization to plasma membrane. Gene Ontology annotation, molecular function: protein-membrane adaptor activity; signaling receptor binding. The record is from RefSeq and is a predicted model, not a curated record. The coding region runs from base 1 to 936 and encodes 311 amino acids. The transcript has 3 exons.
AUGGCCUAUCAGGGAAACUUUGAUGAGGCAGCUAAGCUGUAUGAACAAGCGGGGCAAAAACAAAUGGCUCUACAAAUCUAUUUGGACGUUGGUAUGUUUCAGAAAGCACGUGUUAAUCCGUCAUUAGAAUGUUCACCAACUGAAUUAUUUAACAGAGCAAGAUAUGUUUAUAACGCGAUUGAAAGAAUGCCUAAAUCCAUUAAAAUAUCCAAAAUAUUAACACUGAAGCAUCCUGAAAAUAUUUAUGGCUUUUCGGUUGAUUCAAAUCCUAAUACGAAAACCCAUAUAAUCUCUGAUGUUAGACCAAAUUCAGCUGGAGAGAAAAGUGGCUUGCGUGUUGAUGACGUAAUUGUCAAGAUUAAUGGCGAAAAUGUGACUAAAAAGUCUAUAAACCGUAUUCGAGAAAUAAUAAUGAAGUGUCGAAAGAAUUUGAUAUUCGAGGUAGAUAGAGACGAAAUAGUCGGCUCCCAUAAAGAGGUGAAAUCUUUGAAGAAAUCACCUACAAAAUUUUCAUCAAAGGCGAAAACCUUGGAAGAAUUACGAAUAAAGAGUGUUCCUUCUGAAAAAAAAUUUUUAAAAACCCCGACAGUCCGAUUGUGUCGGAUUGUGUUAGAAAAUGAAGAAGAGUACGGGUUCACUCUUUCGACAAUCAAAUCAGGUCAGCUUCAUUCCAUCUGUAAUGUGACUGAAAAUUCGCAAGCCGACAAAGCCAAAAUCAAAGAGAACGACAUUUUAAUUGAAAUCAACCACACUCCUAUCCUCGAAAUGAAUCACAUUAUGGCUGUGAAUGAAAUACUGAAAAACCCGAGAGAGAUCAGUCUUUUGGUGACAGAUCCGGAGAGUUAUGAAUAUUUUACAAAUAAAGGAAUAUCUAUUUCCACAUCAACAGUCAACGUUGAGUAUUACACAAACAGUCUUAAUAGUUUGCUGUUUUAG